Molecule: messenger RNA, 552 nt
Organism: Opisthocomus hoazin
Lineage: Eukaryota; Metazoa; Chordata; Aves; Opisthocomiformes; Opisthocomidae
Source: RefSeq, a predicted model, not a curated record
AUGUGGGAGCAGCUGUCUCACACGUCUAGCUCGCUGGCUUUCACUGGACUUGCAUCAGAUUUUGUGAGGAAGAAACGCUUCAGUCGUACUGUGGAGGGCUAUAUUGUUACCAAGUUCAAAAGGAACAAACGGGCUGUAUCAGAGCACCAGCUAUUGCAUGACAAGGGCAAGUCAAUCCAAGAUUUACGAAGAAGAAUAUUCCUUCAAAAUUUAAUUGAAGGUGUCAACACUGCAGAAAUCCGUGCAACUUCAGAGGUUUCACCCAACCCUAAGCCAGCGACCAAUACGAAGAACUACCCUGUCCGUUUUGGCAGCGACGAUGAGGGCAGAUACCUAACUCAGGAGACAAACAAAUCACAGACCUACAAGGAGCAGCCCCUGAAGGUAUCGGGGAAGAAAAAGAAAGCAAAGCCUGGAAAGCGUAAGGAACAAGAUAAGAAAAAGAGGCGAGCCCGCUCAGCUUGGCUGAAUUCUGGCGUGUAUGGAAGCGACAUGACCGAGAGCCCACUCUUGGACAACUCUGUUACUACACAUAAUCACACUUUAAGGUAA